Molecule: messenger RNA, 853 nt
Organism: Cyprinodon variegatus (sheepshead minnow)
Lineage: Eukaryota; Metazoa; Chordata; Actinopteri; Cyprinodontiformes; Cyprinodontidae
Exons: 4
Coding region: 227-853 (208 amino acids)
Source: RefSeq, a predicted model, not a curated record
UUCAGGCGGAUUAUUGCGAUUGUCUGAACAAACGGAGAAGAAGUGCAGCUGGUUUGGGGUCUGGGAUCCAUGGACCUCUGAUCUUACCCAGAGGUUGGUAAUCUAACAGCUUGUUCUGCUCCUCUGUGUUCUUGUCCACCAGUUUCUUCUACCCAUUCCUUCUAGACCGAACUGAUCUUCUGCUGAUCGAGGCAUUCCGGCUUCUGGGCCGAGGACAUCCAGUGGGAUGUCUCCAUACAGUGAAAUGUGUCCAGAGUUCUACAUCAUGCUGGGAGUUCUGUCCUUCGUGGUCCUGCUGUUCUCUGUGCUGGGCGCCGUGUUUCUCACAAAGUACCGCGCCGUGGUUCGGACCAACCGGAGGCUGAGGGGGAGCCAGUUCCUGCAGCCCCCUAUUCCUCAGUUAGAGAUCCCAGCUGUGACGCCCCCACUCCCAUUACUGGAGGAGGUGGAGCCACCUCCUAUACAAACUCCUUUGAACAGAUCCAGUGGGUUCAGGUUAUCCUCCAAGAGGCUGUGGAGAGGCCUGCAGCAGGAGCCUCGUUUUUCCAAGUCGGACCUGAACCUGCUUCAGCUGAUCAAAGCAGGGAAGGAGGGGGUCUUCUACCAGGCCAGGAUGAACAGAGGAACGUGUAAAGGCCACAGCAUGUUCACCUGCAAGAUCAGCAAGGAAGGUACAUCACAAACAUAUGGCUGCAUUUUAACUGGAGACUUCAGAGUUCCUCUCCUUCUGGGCCCCCCCUCUGGGGUCGGGGUCCUGCUAUUUUUGGGCGUCUCUCUGCUCAAACUCACCUUAGCCAACCAGAUCAGUCAGGAUCUGCUUAAUGUGUUCCAUCUAAAGUUUAGCUUCUGCUGA